AUGUCGUCCUCCGCAGCACCGAGCCUCGCCCACCGAUCCAUUGCCAACAUCCGAACCGAAACGGGCUCUGGCAUCAGCGGCGGCCCUGCAAGUCCACACACCCCUUCUCGCAACAUCUCGUCAACAUUCGGCUCCCCAUCUAGUCUCCGCGCUGAGGAAGACAUCAUCGUCAUAGAGCUGGGCUCUCGAUUCAUUAAGCUUGGGUUCGCGGGAGAGCCAGCACCGAAGGCUGUGCUGUCCCUAGGUCCUGAACAACUACGCCGCGUAGGCGACUUUCGCACCUGGGAUCCAGACCACAAGGAUGAUUGGAGGCGGCGUCCAACCGGCAAGACUUGGGGAGACGACCAUGAGCUCUGGCAAUAUGAUGCACCCAUUGUGUCUUUGAUGUCAUCUGCAGUCACGUCGGUUGUAGGAGCUGGCACUCGGUCAGCACUGGUUGUGGACCUUGGCUGGGCUGAGACCAGUGUGACGAGUGUCUACGAAUACCGCGAGAUCCGUACAACAAGGACUACUCGCGCAGGAAAGAUGCUGGUUAACGAGACACAUAACCUGUUGCAAGAUGCACUUUCGACAUCAUCAGCACACUCGCAGAGGACAUGUCGGGAAAGGGAGCAAGGGCGGCACUCUCUAAGUUUUGAGGAAUGCGAAGAAGUCGCCUGCCGCCUCGUCUGGUGUCGCCAAGUCAAGCGCGGCGAUCUCCCAAGUGCUAGGCAGCCGGAGCAACAGCAAUCCGGAGGAGAGGCACUGCCUACGGUCGAGGAGCAGGACGAAUCCCCACCGACUUCGCCCGUUGAAGAAGAGCGGUCCGAUGGCAAUAUCGAGGUUUUGAUUCAGUCUGUGGAACCAGUGGAGAACCUGACAUUACCAUUCCAACAACUGUCCGAGCCGUGCGAAAACACCUACUUCGCGCCACACUACUCACGUAGUAGCUUCGACGAUGACGAGCUCCCUGUCCAUCACCUCAUCUACCAACACCUUGUCCAACUACCGAUCGACGCUCGCGCAGUGUGCAUGUCACGCAUUGUGUUCAUUGGCGGCUGCUCCAGAGUCAUAGGCUUGAAGCGGAGGAUAUUCGAUGAGCUGUCGAAACUCGUCCAUGAGCGUGGUUGGGAUCCCGUCCAAGGGCGUGCACCAAAGCAGUACGAGAAUAACGCGUUGCUGAAGAGAGGCAGCCGACGGGCGACCGAAGGCCCUACAGAGAUUGAGCCGCCAGCAAGGGAGACGGAAGAACGUAGAGUCACGGGCGAAGACGAGCCUAGAAGCGCAGCGGAUGUCAUUGAGGACUCCCUGAAGAAGCGAGAUAGUCACUAUCCUAGAAUACAAGGCGCCCUUCGGCCUCUGGGUUCUCUUGGACCGUGGGGAGGGGCCAGCCUGGCGUGCCAGCUCAAAGUGAUGGCGAUGGCUAACAUUGACCGUGAGCUGUGGCUGCAACAAGGAGUCAACGGGGCUUCACGGCCGAGUGAAGUCGACGUCAAGGCUCAGCAGCGGCAAAGCAUGGGGCCCGGUGGACUGAUGCGAGGAGCUGGAGGUCAAUCGAACUGGACAUUGGGGGCAUGGGGAACUUUAUAG
This is a messenger RNA of Colletotrichum fioriniae, 1569 nucleotides long. The record is from RefSeq and is a predicted model, not a curated record. NCBI's taxonomy places the organism in Eukaryota, Fungi, Ascomycota, Sordariomycetes, Glomerellales, Glomerellaceae.